This is a messenger RNA of Cuscuta epithymum, 965 nucleotides long. Lineage: Eukaryota; Viridiplantae; Streptophyta; Magnoliopsida; Solanales; Convolvulaceae. The record is from the annotation of a GenBank genome assembly.
GAGAAUUUCUCGAUAAUAGGUACCAAAAUUACAUGAUUUUACGAUCACUUAAAAAAUCUGAGCUUAGGCUGUUCAGUCAUCUGCUUUGUUUUGUGUGGCUGCCUCUCCUCCACGCACAGGGGAAGCUGGAAAGAGAAAAGCGGCCGGAGAAAGAAUGGCCACCGUCGCCGGGAGAAGUUUUUACCUCCCCACAACGCCAAAACCACCUAACAGAGACUUGUUAGCAACAUUACCCCCGAGUAAAAUACUGUACCAGUACCACCGCACAAAGCUAUUGCCUUUGUCCAUGAGUUAUUCCAGAAAUCCUAAGCAAGACGAUGAAACGCUAAAGGAAAAUGGGUCUUCUGCUCAUCCUGAUGACGAUGGCGUCUCCAUCGUCUCCUCAACUGUUCAAGAUUCUGGCUCAUUUCUUUCUAAAGGAGGGGGUGGUUGCAAGGGGUGUGGUAGAGAAGUGGCAGAGAGAGGUUGCAAUGAGGAGGGAAGGAUUCAAGGAGGGAUAGCAGCAGUGCCCGGGUUUGGUUGGUGGCCAAUAAAGGCAUUCCGCCCUUGCCCUUCAUUUUUGGCCUCCGGUGGAAAGUAUAGGCGAGUUGGACAAAGCAUGGAUGAAGUGAUCUCUGGAAGAGCAGUAACAAGAAAGUAGCUAAAGAUGGUUGGUUGUGGAACCGCGAUGUCAUCCAGUACUACUCACUCAGUCUAUGAACUCAACUCGAAUUGUGGAAACUGAAAAGUAUGACUGUUGUAUGAAAUGUUUGAAGUGAAGAUGUGAGAAUGUUAUGCAAUGAUGCAGCAUGAAUUAGCAAAAAGGAAACCAGUAAUCAUCUUUCAAAUUAUUAUCUGUAUUUGUAGUUUUGUACCUUGUAUCUUAUUUAAGCUUAUACGAUAGUAUUUUCUUAGCAAUGUAAUCAGUAAUGUGUAGUUUGACCUGACAGCUUUCGAUUUUGGCCUGAUUUGUUAUUGUAGUCCAG